AUAAUGAAAAUGUUCCAACCACAUAGAAUUUUUAAAACUUUUAGAUUAUAAUCAAAAUUAUUUAAAUUUAUUAUUAUUGUUUAUUUGUUUAGGAUUUGUUACCAUCUGCUGUUCUCUUACAGUUGGAUUAUGUUAAGGAUGUAUGUGUUGAGUUUUUACAAAAACAACUAAAUACUGCUAAUUGUCUUGCUAUUAGUAAAUUUGCUGACUCUUAUAAAUGUAUGGAAUUAUUGUCAAGUUCUGAAGAAUACAUGAAAACACAUUUUUUGUAAGUUUUAUUAAAUAGCUGUCAGUGAAUUUUAUAAAUAUUAUGGUCAUGAUUUUCAGAAAAGUUGUUGAAGCUGAAGAGUUCCUAUCUUCGUCUUCUGAAAAAAUGAUUAAUCUAAUCUCCCGUGAUGACAUUAACGUUCCAUUUGAAGAAAAAAUAUUUGAAUGUGUUAUUAAUUGGGUAAAACAUGAAUUAGAUUGUAGAUAUGACAGUUUGCCUAAAUUAAUGGAACAUGUUUGUUUGUCUUUAGCACCUCAGACUAUAUAUAAAAAUAUGAAGUUGAUGAACCUCUUAUCAAAAAUAAUCCUAAAUGUAUGUUUUUUCAUCAUUAUGCUUUUACUGUAAAUUUAUAAUCUUACACAAUAAUAAUAAUAUUUUUAGGUAAAGAUUUCAUCAUUGAAGCAGUAAAUUUCCAUAUCGUAAAGAAACAUCGGAGUAUUACUAUGCCACAAAAAAUUUGUUAUUCA
Molecule: messenger RNA, 735 nt
Organism: Acyrthosiphon pisum (pea aphid)
Lineage: Eukaryota; Metazoa; Arthropoda; Insecta; Hemiptera; Aphididae
Product: kelch-like protein 3
Exons: 2
Coding region: 311-613 (100 amino acids)
Source: RefSeq, a predicted model, not a curated record